Messenger RNA from Neurospora hispaniola, 3742 nucleotides. RefSeq lists its product as uncharacterized. Bases 450 to 3347 code for a protein of 965 amino acids. The transcript is spliced from 2 exons. The record is from RefSeq and is a predicted model, not a curated record. Lineage: Eukaryota; Fungi; Ascomycota; Sordariomycetes; Sordariales; Sordariaceae.
AAAAAAAAAAAAAAAAAAAAAAAUAACCACAGCCAAGUGGACUUUUCAUGGAUCAAGGCGUCAGGGUAUCAUUGUCACCACCAGGCAGGCCUUGACAUCUGACUGGACUAAGCCCCCCUCGUCCGCUUACCUACUUUAUUAUUGACCCUUGCCUCGCUCUUUUCUCAUCCUAGGCAGACCCUCAUGUACCUUGUCCUUUCUUUUUGAUUUUCGCUUUAUUUAUACACGGAACGCAAUAUACAAGACACAAAGCUGUCUGCAUCACCUAAACUAUGCAGACUGUGUCAGCAUAAACUGGGACCACCCGAUCACUUACCGCCGCUACCUCCCACCAUCUCUCGAGACCGUCGCCCACACAUUUCUCCCCUGACCGGAACACCCGGACCAACACCAAACUUUUUCCUCAGGACGUAGACGAGUCAACUGUCUGGUUCUUGUGCAAGUCAUCCAUGGUCAACAUGAGCACGGAGCUAGGGGCGUCUGGGGCGCCAUUGGAAGCGGAAGCUGCCCCCGUCACCGUCAAUGGCGGCACAGCUCCCACUCCCACUCCCACGCAGCCUCAAACUUCUACGCUUCCCACGUCGACUGCAUGCCCGCUAUCCCCAUCGGGUCCAUCUACCUCAGCUUCAGCGGUACCCCUCAAGCUCGAUCUUCCCGAUCCCCAGGUCUCAAGCUCAACCCAUUCUCAGCCCCACGAGCCCUCCACCACUGCCGCGCAAAAUUCCGACGACAAUGAAGACGACCUCAUUUACGACGACCAAGACGGUGCUCAGUCCUUCAUUCAGCCGGCCAUCAGCGCAAGAGCAGCUCGUCUGACCUCGCCAAACACUCCGGCUGCUGAGAAGGCUGCUGCCAUGGACUAUCUUCCUAGUCUUUUCGAUUUCAUGGAUGACGAAGGCAGGGCUCAGUCUUCAGGAAAGACAUCUGGUAAUCCCAGCCCACCUAUGAGCCCGAGGAAACCACAGAGACGUGGCCAUUUUCGUCAGUCAUCCAGCUCGCGCCUUCCGGACCUUCCAACACCAUGGCGGGCUGAGCCCAAGCAGAUGAUUGUUGGUCAGCCUCAUGGCGCCAAAACCUCCUCCAUGUUCGGCGUGUUUGGGAAUGAGACAAGAUCAUCUCGUGCCGCUUCAGCCGGAGAGAAUGCCCUUAAAAAAUUGUCCAAGGCUCUUCCAUCCAUAUCGCUACCUACGCCCUCGUUCUUUUCCUCCAGCUCUUCUUCUCACAAAGAAUCCACUUCCACUUGGCCGUCAGUGCCACAUCUUCCGAAAUCGUCCACGAUAGCUGGCAUACGGUCGAACCGAGCCCAAACGGGGCCUCCCCUUAGCACACCAGGAGGAGCCACGGCUCAAGGUCCCGUCCGGUCAUCAUCUCUAAGAGCCUCAAGGACCCCGACCCUUCGUCACUCUACCUCGGAUGAUUCCCUCUUGUAUCAAUCUUUGACUCGGGUUUCCUCGUUGGGAGAUGAUGAGCGCUUCGCCAAUGUUCGUGAGCAGGUCAAUACCAGGAUAAAAGCUAUAAUUGACAGCUUCGAGCCGUCAUUCAAACUCCCUCAACUACCAAAGAGUACGUCAUUUACGCGACUGAUGGCCAUAAGCCGCGGGAAACUGACGGAGGCAGGUAUCACAUCGCCAUUGAAGAAAGUGGUUCCUUCGGCAAGUGACUUUCAUGGUACAGAUGGAACACGCUCGGCGCCAGGGUCAAGUAGCCACCGGCCGUCACGGGAGACCGUUCAUCCUCUUGAUGCGAUUCUGGAGACUCUAACAGGAGACAUUGUGGUCAUGGGAGGAUAUCGAGGCUCCAUUCUUCGGUCCGCUGAGCCCCCAUAUCGACAGUUAUGGGUGCCAGUCAAGGUAGGCUUGAACAUCCGCAAAGUGAACAUGGAGGUUGGCCUGGAGCCCGAGGAUGAGGAGAACAUGGAGAGAUACAUAUUUGCCUCGGGCAUGCUCCAGAAUAUUGGACCCAUUGAUAUUUCAAGAAAAUUAUUUAGGAAGCUCCGGGAGUGUGAGAACUCUGUAAAUGGCAAACUCAGAGUCCAUGACUAUGGCUACGACUGGCGAUUAAGCCCCCAUCGCCUCUCGAAAAAACUGAACGAAUUCAUUGAAAAGCUUCCAUCCAACCAGCCUCACACGCCACCCGAACAAAGAGGCGUCUGGGUUAUUGCGCACAGUCUCGGCGGUCUUAUCACCCGGCACGCCGUCAACCAGCGCCCAGAACUUUAUUCAGGGAUCGUAUACGCCGGAGUUCCCAACCGCUGCAUCAACAUAUUGGGUCCCUUACGCAAUGGAGAUGCAGUUCUCUUUAAUGAGACUGUCUUGAAAGCGCAGUCUAAUUUCUCAUUCCGAAGCAGUUUCAUCUUCUUACCUGAAGAUGGUUUCUGCUUUGUUUCCAAGGACAACAAGGAAGAGUAUCCGGUAGAUUUCUACAAUGUAGACGAUUGGAUCAAAUACCGCCUCUCUCCUUGUGUCGGUGGACCUGCCCUCCCGCCUCUGAACCCGUCCAAGAGCACCGGCGCCCUCGGCAGUCUUCUGAGUCUAUCCGACUCCUUCCCCAACCUCUCUAGCCUCCCUUUCCGUGGUCGCAGCAACAGCGGGAAGAACCGAACUAGCGAGGACGACGACAAUAACAACAACAACAGCAGCAGCAGCAGCAACAACAAACAUAUCACCGCAAGCUUCUCACCCUCCAACACCGUCUUCAAAGACCGCACCCUCGCCCCGCAAAUGGGUUCUUCCUCAACCGCCACCGAUACCCCUGAAAACAACCAACAACAACCAGCUGCACCACCAAUCAACGGCACCCCCUCCUCCCACUCCCAAGCCAUCCGCUACCUCGACCGUACUCUGCGCGAAACCAAACAAUUCCGCUCCGAACUGGCCCACAACCCUUCGCACCAGCAUCGCAACACCUACCCUCCGCUCGCCGUGAUCUACGCCAAGGACAUACCUACCGUGUACGCCGCCCGGGUGACCUGUCGGGACGCCAUCGCCUGCACGGAUGCGUACGACGACCUGAUGUUUGCCAGCGGUGAUGGGGUAGUGCUGGCGCGCGAAAGCAUGUUACCCGAGGGGUAUGAGCUGGUCAAAGAUGGACGGGUGUGUACGGAUCGGGGGCACGUCAGUAUGUUGGGCGAUUUGGCGGCGGUGGGGAGAGCGUUGGAGGCCGUGGUGAGGGGGAGGAGGAAGGGGAUUGGAAGAGGUGGGGUGGAAGGGGAGGCGGCGGUAGAGGCAGCAGAGAAGGCAGAAGCGGUAGAGGCUUUGGGUGAAGGCGAGGGAGAGGGGAAUAGUAAUGGGAAUGGAGUUGAGUUGCAAAGGACGGAGCAAGGGACGGCGGUAGCGGAGAGGGAUUAGAAGUUUCAGUCGCAGUUUCAAUUGUUGAAGAGGAGAUGGGGGCCCUCGAAGAGGAAAGAAACCCAGACGGUUCGGGUUGGAAGUGCCAAGAGUAGGGAGAGAAAGAAAUAUGGAAAGGAGAAGGAAGAGUUGGGUUUGUUGAGUUGAGAUACCCCGGAAUAGAGAACGAAGAGUGAAGCGAAGGACUUGCACGGGAGCGGUAUGACUGAAUGUUUCAGGCAUAUGUGUGGUGUUGGUUGGGUUGGCUGUUGCGAGCACGAAACGGUCAGGCGUCGUGACGGAUCGGUCAUUUUUCAUUACGUUAGUUAUACCAUUUCAUUUAGACCGGUAUGGACGAUAUGAUGAGCAUAGAGGUAAAAGUAGAAAAGAUAGAACAAGAGUUACAUUCUUCCGGU